This is a messenger RNA of Didymodactylos carnosus, 1098 nucleotides long. NCBI's taxonomy places the organism in Eukaryota, Metazoa, Rotifera, Eurotatoria, Philodinida, Philodinidae. The record is from the annotation of a GenBank genome assembly.
AUGGGUCAACGAAUUAGCUGUGUCGAGAAUUCCUCGGCGUCUGGGACUGCUGUUUGGGAAGUGGUUAACGACGAGGUGAUGACAUUAGCAAAUAAUUACCGAUACAGUCUGCAGCAAACAUGGGUAAAAAGGGGUUUUCUUCAAAUUGUCAAGGAUAUUCUCCGACUUUAUAUUAAGUUGGACUUACCACGAUUAAUGACACGCUACCAGUGUGAAAAAAUUGAGAAAUACUUCAACGAAUCUUGUGAAAACGAGGAAGUGAAGGCAAUAAUUAAAGCAUACACGGCAACUAAUGGCUUUUCUAGAUACAUUAAUAUGGACUUAGCUAAUCUGGUCAGCACCAAUGAUUGGCGGGACAUUCGUAUAAGUCCAAAUGCUCCUGAAGAUAGACAAUAUUGGGAAGGCGCCCUGGAUGUUGUUUGUAUCAUCGUCCAUCAUCCUGGACGGAGUACCUAUGAAGUGAAGCAAGAGACAAAGGUUUUUCGUGGUAUGAGCAUAUCAAAGAAUUACUUGGAUAAUUUUCAAGACGGUACUUGUCUGACGAAUAAGACAUUUUUAUCGACUUCCAUAACACAAGAUGUAGCAGAACGGUACUUGCACACAGAUGAGGAACUGACUGGCUGUCUGUGUAUUUACACAAUUGUACCAAGUGAUCGACGAACUGCUCUCCAUAUUAAAGACAUAUCGAAAAUAACCGACGAAGAGGAAGUUCUUAUUUUACCCUACACGACAUUUAAGGCAAAAUCACCAUCAUGGGGUUGUACCAGCCACAAUAUCAAAGGACGUCAGUUGGAACCAAUGUGUGAAGAUCUCGGACUCCAGAUUAGUCAAAUCAAUGGGCCAACAUCCAAACGUUCAUCCAAUGUAAAUGUUCAUAUCAGAGGUCUUCAAACAGCCGACGGUGUGGUAGAAACAGAUCCAGUACCAGAGGCCAGUAUUGAUAUUGAACGAGAAUUAGCUGAAGUCACUGAAAAGUACUUGCAGGAAGAAGCACAAGUAUUACAAACAACAUACAAAGAGGCGUUAGACACCAUCACUCGUAUUCAUCCAAAAAGAGCAAUAGAUCCAUCUGGAACCUCUAAUAUGAGUAUAAAAUAG